Molecule: messenger RNA, 2200 nt
Organism: Abrus precatorius (Indian licorice)
Lineage: Eukaryota; Viridiplantae; Streptophyta; Magnoliopsida; Fabales; Fabaceae
Exons: 3
Coding region: 103-396 (97 amino acids)
Source: RefSeq, a predicted model, not a curated record
AUUGUUGCCACCAUCAAUUAACUUGUCAGUCAAAAGGGUUUGUUUAUCUUUUAUGUUUAGGUUUGCGUUUCAUUGCAAUAUAUUGUCCGGGAAAAGAAUAAAAUGGAGGCACCCAUGUUUUCCCUUGAAAGGACUUCAUCUAUUGAAAGAGAGCCCAGAACUCUCAAUAUCAACCAAAUUCAAUCCGCCAGAGAUCUAGCAGUAUAUAUAUUGAACACAAAGACCAUAGAAGAAGCUUCCAGAAUUUUCACCGAGGGAUUGCAGCCAGUGGUUAGUGCUGCUUGCUGCAUUGGAUCCAGUACAAUGGAGAAUAAUAUGGGUGAAGAACUGGAACUACUGAACUCGAAAGAAACAACACACGCAGCAUUCAGGGACAUAGCAUCUGCACCUUUCUAGAAAAAAUUGUACAUUAAUUGUAGAGUAUGAAGUUAGCUUUGUAUAUAUGUAUCUGCUGCCAUUUAGUGGUUGAGAUUUUGGGUUCGCAUCAAUUUCAUUUGAUUCGUUAUCUUUUCUUGGAUGCUUUUCCAAUAGUACUUGGUUGGUUGGUUAACUGCCUCGUAUGCUUUGGUACACGACAAUAUACUGUAAAAUAAUAUAUUCAAAAUCAUGGGGAUUUGGUUUAAGUGGAGCAAUAUAAUUUCUCUCUAAUUUUAGUUAGCUUUCCAAAACCGAAAGCACCUCAUCCUCGUGUACGUGUUCAACAAGGAUUGGAAGAGGGCAGAGCGAUCAGUUCAUAAUUUAUAGAUAAUAUUUGGUAAACAUUCCUUUGAAAGAUAUGAGAAUAGAAUAAAAAUAUGAGAGUUAAGUAAAUAUUGUAUAAAUAGAAUAUUCUUUUAACUAUUUAUCGACUGCAUAUAUAAAUCAAUAUGAACACUUUUUAAGUGUUUUUAUUAUUUAAAAAUUUUAAUUUGCAUUAAGUGGAAAGGUUGUUCCCUCACAACCAACAGUUGGUAAGAGAUGAGAACGUACGUCGAGAUAGCUACUUCGUGUUUGAAUAGACAUAAACUAUUUUUUAACCUACUUUGGCCUAAUUAUGUAUUUAACAAACAUGUUAAUUUUAAUUAAUAAGCCAACUUGAGAAAGUAAGUUGAAAUUUUAUUUGAAGUUAAUUGUAAUAUCUUUCUUAAAACGUUAGCUUUUAUUGGUGAAAAUAUUUGUCGACACUUGAUGUUGGUUGACUUGAAAUUAUUUAAAAUUAACAAUCAAAUAACAAUACUAAAAUAAAUAAUUCUAUUAAAUACUAUUAAAUAUUUAAAAAAUUAUUUAUCUAUAUUUUUUAUUUUUUUAUACAUAAAAUGCGGAUACUUUUUGAUCUAGGUAUUAGACUAAAAGUGUUCGAUUUCUUUUUUUUUUUAAUAGUGGUAAUUGAAGUGGUAAUUGAAGUGUCUUAUCUAGUACAUAAUUAAUCAUAACAAAGAAGAAAGUGACAGAGAACGUAUUCAUAGAGAUUAAAGAAGGGUAUGAUUAAUUUGUUGAUUGUUAAGAAUUUUUACUUCUCUAUAUUUGAAAUAUAUUUUGCUUGUUUGAUGUAAUAGAAUGUCUUGUUAACAUGAAUGUGAAAAUGAUUGAUGAAGCGAAGAAAAACAGGUAGCACCUUUGGAAUUUUCCUAGUUGUAGUUUAUUGCUAAAUGUUUUUUAGUUUUUUCAUUCAAUGACUUUUAUUCUUUUUUGUACUUUGGCACUUUUUGAAUUGGCUUGUCUAUUCGUCUUCCCGAAGACAAAUACAGUCUACUAGUGGAAUCGAAAUUAACAAAGAUAAAUAUAUAAGAUGUUUUACGAUUAAUUUGUAAUAUCUAAUUAAAUUGAGCACAAAAAUGUAAUUAAAAAAUUGACUAAUAUUUUUUAUAUAUAUAAACUGUCAUCCCACUGCCUUUUUGCUGUGUAAAAAGGGAGUUUUAAAAUUAUCCAAAAUAUAAGGAUAUUGGAAUAAUGCCCUUAACUUUAAAGCAAUAAAAAGAAACAGAGAUAAAAGACUGAAUUGCAAAAGUAAUUAAAUAAAACUUUAAAUAAACACAUAAGGCAAAAAUAUAUAUAAUCUAAAUAAAUUAAGUAAAUUUUUAAUUUAGGUUAAUUUAUUUCAGCUGAGGAUACUUUUAAACUGCUGAUGCCUAACCACAACAAAAGUUUACAUAAUGCAAAGAUUGAAUAAUUAAAAUAUUUAUAAAUCGAUCUGGUUUUAAUAAAUACACACAUUUAAAAC